AUGGCAAUGCAACAGCAGAGCGAAUCACAACAGCCCUCAGCUGUUUCUGAGGUUAGUGAAACAUUAGACGCCAGCUUAACUGAAGUAGUGCCUAGCGGCAGCAUUAAUCAGCCCCCACAACAAAGCUUAAGUGUUUUGAUGUCAUCUGAGCAGGACGAAAUAAACCCAUUGACUGUAAUCAUGCAACAGUUAACACUGUUAGCCAAAAAUGUAACAGACUUAACUAAAGCGGAAAUAGAGACUAAAAGGGAAAUGAAUGAACAAUUAGAAGCCAAUCAAGUGAAAGUAGAACAAUUAGCAGCCAAUCAAGUGAAAGUCCAGGAGCAAUUACUAGCUAAUCAAACAAAGUUGAAUGAGCAAUUAGAAGCUAAUCAAGCAAAAUUAAAUAAUAAAUUAGUAGACAGUUUUCAGAAACUUGAUGAUAAAUUAAAUAAAGCUGCGGAAGAAUUGAAAAUUCAGAAUGAAAAGACAGACUUAAAAUUAGCUGCUCAAAUUGAGCAAGUCACUCAGCAGUGUAACGAAAUUGCAAGGAAGUUACGCCUAGAGCUAACCGAGUAUGUUGCUACUAAGCUUGAUACUAUUAAAGAGCAGGUUGAGUCAAUCCCACAAAUAGUUCAAUCACAACAACAGAUGCAAUGUUCUAUGGUGGUAAUUCUGGUAUUAGUUGAAGUUCAAGAUGAAUUAAAGCAACAAGUAAAUGAAAUGUCAGCAGAUAUGCAGGAUUUGAGACAAUCACAAGACAAGAUUCCGAAGGACAUCCAAAAUUUGGAUAAAUCCAUAAAUAACAUAAAGGAGAGACAAGACGAGGUUGAUCAUAAGGUAAAAUUUCUCGCGGGAAAAUUCUCGGAGUUAAGUUUGGAAAGGCAAAGCAUUUCUUCAGACAGUAUUGAACAUAUGGUUGGAGCAGCUAUACAAUCUAUAACUGAGAGUUCUGAAAAAAAUUUAGUUAAUAAAGGUUUGCGAGAAGCCAGAGAACAACUAGGCAAUGAACUUAAACAAUGGAAAGAAAACAUUGAGAGAUCUUUAAAGCUAUCUCGAGAAGACUUGCGUUCCACGCAAGGAAAUGAACCCAUAACAAGAUCUAUCAAUGAAGCUACAUUAUUUAACCGAUCAAGUACAGAAAGGGACAUUAAUGCACACGACUUAGAAGCUCUUGAUACUGAAAUUGUAAAGAACAAAUCUAUUCCAUCAUUGUUUGGACCUGCAUCACAGUUUCCGAAUUUAGUUGGAGACUACAAAUUACAACAGCUGGAUACAGACUAG
Molecule: messenger RNA, 1263 nt
Organism: Schistocerca americana (American grasshopper)
Lineage: Eukaryota; Metazoa; Arthropoda; Insecta; Orthoptera; Acrididae
Product: coiled-coil domain-containing protein 18-like
Exons: 2
Coding region: 1-1263 (420 amino acids)
Source: RefSeq, a predicted model, not a curated record